CGCACGCGCAGAGCCCUCCCGGCCGUUGCUGCCGGUACCGGGGCCGGGGGGCGUGGCCAGGGCGUGCGUCAUCAGCCGCGCGCCUCUCUUCCGCCGCGGCCUAGCGCGCAGGCGCGGUGGGGUCUGUUUAGGGGCCGGGUGGGGGUGACCGAUCGACCGACCGACCGGGGGUUGCUGGUGGCGGCGGUGGAGGGCACAAUGGCGGUGAACUACAGCGCGAAGGAAGAAGCGGACGGGCACCCCUCGGGCGGCGUCGGGAUGCCGGGCGGCGGGGCGGUGGGGGGCGGCGGCGGCAGCGGGGCGGUGAAAACCCGCAAGCCCGAUAACACGGCGUUCAAGCAGCAGCGGCUGCCGGCCUGGCAGCCCAUCCUGACGGCGGGGACGGUGCUGCCCGCCUUCUUCAUCAUCGGCCUCAUCUUCAUCCCCAUCGGCAUCGGCAUCUUCGUCACCUCCAACAACAUCCGCGAGUACGAGAUUGACUAUACGGGAACAGAGCCUUCUAGUCCCUGCAACAAAUGUUUAAAUGUGUCCUGGGACAGCACAGCACCUUGUAAUUGCACUAUCAAUUUCACACUGGAACAUUCAUUUGAGAGCAAUGUAUUCAUGUAUUAUGGACUUUCCAACUUCUAUCAAAACCAUCGUCGUUACGUGAAAUCUCGAGAUGACAGCCAGCUAAAUGGAGAUAACAGUUCACUACUUAAUCCAAGUAAGGAGUGUGAGCCUUACCGCACAAAUGAGGACAAACCCAUUGCUCCUUGUGGAGCUAUUGCCAACAGUAUGUUUAAUGAUACAUUGGAAUUAUUCCGCAUUGAAAACAACACAAGGACUCGUAUUACUUUGGUUAAAAAAGGCAUUGCAUGGUGGACAGAUAAAAAUGUCAAGUUCAGAAAUCCUACUGGAGAUGGAAAUAACUUAACUGCACUUUUCCAAGGCACAACAAAACCUGUGAACUGGCCCAAGCCAGUGUAUUUGCUGGACUCUGAGCCUGACAACAAUGGUUUUAUCAAUGAAGACUUCAUUGUGUGGAUGCGGACUGCUGCCCUGCCAACGUUUCGCAAGCUGUAUCGGCUCAUUGAAAGGAAGGAUAAUUUACAGCCUACCCUGCAGGCUGGGAAAUAUUCUUUGGAUAUCACAUACAAUUAUCCUGUACACAGUUUUGAUGGACGAAAAAGAAUGAUCCUAAGCACCAUCUCCUGGAUGGGAGGCAAAAACCCCUUUCUGGGAAUCGCUUACAUUACUGUUGGGUCCAUAUGUUUCUUCUUAGGAGUUGUAUUGCUGAUCAUCCAUCACAAAUAUGGCAAUCGCAACACUAGUGCAGACAUUCCCAAUUAACCUUGCAUUCUGAAAAUAAAUGUACUGCAUGUGCAUCAAGGCCAGUCCAGAAUGGAACCAGUUUUUGAAAGACAAAUCUCUGCUUCUGUCACACUGAGGCUGGGUGCAUAAUUUUUAUCUAAAGCUCCCUUUUCCCAUACUGUGGAUUAACUUCUGAAAAUGACGGGUAUACAAUUAGCUCUAUUGAUUGUAUCUCUGCCUGUGUCAGAAACAGGUUUUCUGAUAUUUGCCUGUAAGCAGACAGGCCAAACGAUGCAUAUAGCUCCUGUUCCCUUGAUGCAUCUGCUGCUUGUUCAUGUGCUGUGUAAUGUCAGUAUGAUUCAGUACACAUAGGUUGCGUGCAGAAAGUCUUAAAGUAUAAAUUGUUAACUUUCUGGAAUUCAGGUGUCAGCACUAUGGAAAAGAAAAGUCAAGUCUUUAAUGUUUUUGGGUUUUUUUUGUUUUUGUUUUUUUUUUUUCCUAUUUACUGUCUUGUGUGCAUGGGCUAUUACAUUUCUUGCUGAGAUUUUAAUAUAUUUAUAUAAGUUGUUAAAUAUUUUUCUUGUGUCCUACCCACCUCUGUCAUGUUAAAAACUUUUAAGUGCUGUGUGAAAUUCAGCACUCAGGAUUCUUUGCAUAUUUAGAAUAUAUGUGCCUGGCCAGUAAACUAGCAUUCUAUGAAGGUAUCAGAAAACCUAUUUGUUAAUUAUCUUUGUGAGUCCCUUUUAAAGUUUGUUCUAAAUCAGGAAAUGUUUGUUGCAGGUAGACUCUGCUUUUUUCAUCAUUUUCUUUGCUUUAAGUCAUAUCCAGUACUAGUUCACCUGUUGUGCUUGCUGGUUUUGCUUUUUGUGAGCAGCUCGAAGUGUUAAUGGAGAAGACCCUGAAAGGUUUUUCAGCUGAUAAAUUUGGGUGAAUUAACUUUUCCUGGAGGAGUUUCCUAAUUUUCUCAAGGCAUGCGUAUUCUAAACAGGCUUUGUUGUAAAGGAAUUGUCAUAUGGUUUUUCCUUAUUUGAAGUAAACACCACACUAAAUUUUUGCAGUGUUGAGAUAGUAAACUGUAGAAAUUCAGAAGCUGAGAUGGCAGUAACCUCUUUGUUGAGAUGGAGGUUGAGCUUGCUGUGAAGCCUAAUUUAAGUAUGCCAGUUAGAGACAAUGUGCAGGUUAGUGUCUUAAAUUACAGAAGGGUUCACUUUUAGGUUAAUUCAAAAUUAAAAUCCUACAUUUUGGUGACUUUUUUUUUUAGAUGAUGUGCAGAAAUUGUAAUGUAUAUGGUGGAGAUCACUUUAUAUGCAACUAGCUUGAUUAAAUAUUGAGUAUAUUAAAGACUAUAAUAAAGUCUACAAACCAUUUAGUAA
Calypte anna (Anna's hummingbird) is the source of this 2666-nucleotide messenger RNA. It is a transcript of the gene CDC50A, whose product is annotated as transmembrane protein 30A. The transcript is spliced from 7 exons. Gene Ontology annotation, biological process: phospholipid translocation. Bases 199 to 1332 code for a protein of 377 amino acids. The record is from RefSeq and is a predicted model, not a curated record. NCBI's taxonomy places the organism in Eukaryota, Metazoa, Chordata, Aves, Apodiformes, Trochilidae. Gene Ontology annotation, cellular component: plasma membrane; endoplasmic reticulum; Golgi apparatus.